Molecule: messenger RNA, 471 nt
Organism: Fukomys damarensis (Damara mole-rat)
Lineage: Eukaryota; Metazoa; Chordata; Mammalia; Rodentia; Bathyergidae
Product: keratin-associated protein 9-3-like
Exons: 1
Coding region: 1-471 (156 amino acids)
Cellular component (GO): keratin filament
Source: RefSeq, a predicted model, not a curated record
AUGGCCUGCUGUGCCACCAGCUUCUUUGGGUUUCCCAGCUGCUCCACCGCUGGGAACUGUGGCUCCAGCUGCUGUGAAACCAGCUGCUGCCACAGUGGCUGUGGCAUUGAAGGUGGCAUUGGCUCUGGCCAGGAGUGUGGCAGCGGUGCCAUGAGCUGCCGCACCAGGUGGUGCCGCCCAGACUGCCGCGUGGAGGGCACCUGCCUGCCCCCGUGCUGUGUGGUGAGCUGCACACCCCCAACCUGCUGCCAGCUGCACCAUGCCCAGGCCUCCUGCUGCCGCCCGUCCUACUGUGGACAGUCCUGCUGCCGCCCGGCCUGCUGCUGCUACUGCUGUGAGCCCACCUGCUGCCAGCCCACCUGCAGUGAGCCCACCUGCUGCCAACCCACCUGCAGUGAGCCCACCUGCUGCCAGCCCACCUGCAGUGAGCCCAGCUGCUGCCAGCCCACCUGCUGCCAGCCCACCUGUUAA